AUCGGUGGUCUCGUGACCAGGCAGGAGCACACUGCGCAUGCGCACACGCCGAGCGUUGUCAGGGAGAAAGCGGCCAGCACGGGGAGAAACAGGGCCAGCGACAAAUGCGAGACAGGGCCGGGCUAGCAGCUGACACGGACAGACAGAGAAGCACACAAUGAAACCUUUUUCAUAACUGCCCAUUGGCUAUCAUUUCUCUCGUGGUCUUUUUUAAGUGUUUCGUUUAAUUAAUGCCACAUAAAAUACGGAGAAUCUUCACUUCCCUGUUCUCAGAAGGAAAGAGGUAAAAUCCACCUUCAUGAUGCUGAGGUAAAUGAGGUGGAAUGAGGCAGCAGCACCCACACCCUUUUCUCCUUGCUGGUUCUGCAGGUUGUUUUGGGAUGGUUUGGGAUUACUCAGCCAUUCUGGCUGAAUAAGCAUCAUCUUCAUCCUGGUUGUAAUGCUUGACCUCAUCACAGAGUCUAAACCAGAUCGCAACAUACUGUGCUUGGCAAAGUCCUCAUCACUGGAAUGGAAAGGAAGGGCAACAAAAAGUCACUGGAGCUAAAUCUAUGAUCAGCAUGAGUGUCAGUGAGCAGUGCUGGAGUGAUGAGGAUUCAGAUGGGGACAGUGACUGUGAAAACAUCAUCUAUGGAGCACAGGGUAAUUAUGCUGCUGAUCUGUAUUGCCACCCGCAAUUGGACACAGAUGUUGGAGCUGUGAAGGAUAUCUACUCUGACAGUGCUGUUGGUGUAAGGGAGUAUGAGGCUAUUGAUGAUGUGGACAUCGACUUGCACAUAAACAUCAGCUUUUUAGAUGAGGAGGUGGCCUCGGCAUGGAAAGUCAACAGAACAGAACCUAUAGUUCUACGCCUUCGAUUUUCUUUGUCUCAGUACCUGGAUGGACCAGAGCCGACAGUGGAAGUGUUCCAGCCUUCCUGUAAAGAUAGCUUCAGUGUUGGUGUACAGCUCAAGAGAAUUCUUAGCACAUUCAUAUCUAAUCAGUGGAAACACCUCAGCAAUGAAUUUUUGAGAGCACAGCAGAAGAAGAGACAUAGCUGGUUCAAAGCUGGAGGAACGAUCAAGAAAUUCCGGGCUGGCCUCAGCAUCUUCACACCAAUAGCCAAGUGUCCCAAUGUACCUCUGAUCCAGGGCCCUGGAGAGAAGGGGAGGACAUCAGGACCUGAGCCGAGAGGGAGCCGCCUUAUGAGCCGCUCAGUUUCCUGUACCAUGAAAAUGCCAAAAGGAGAUGUACUCACGUACGCGCCCAAUGGACAGAAUGCGACGGCCCCUGGCUCCAGAUCCACAGUUCAGAUCACCACCAAGCAGCUUAUAGAGCUGUUUUUCUCUUCACAAGCUCUCCUACACUGCAAGAGUAUUCCUACACUAGAAUACGGCUUUCUUGUGCAGAUUAUGAAGUACUCAGAACAGAGAAUUCCCACCUUGAAUGAGUACUGUGUGGUCUGUGAUGAGCAGCAUGUCUUUCAGAAUGGCUCCAUGCUCAAGCCAGCAGUCUGUACAAGAGAGCUAUGUGUGUUCUCCUUCUACACACUGGGAGUUAUGUCAGGAGCUGUUGAAGAUGUGGCAACAGGGGCAGAGGUCGUUGACUUGCUGGUAGCAAUGUGCAGAGCUGCCCUGGAGUCAUCUCGUAAAAGCAUUAUAUUUGAUCCCUAUCCAUCGGUGGUUGAUCCUUUCGAUCCCAAGGCUCUGGCCUUUAACCCUAAGAAACGAAGCUAUGAUAGGUUGCAAAAAGCACUGGACAGCAUCAUGUCGAUACGAGAAAUAACACAAGGCUCAUAUGUAGAGAUAAAGAAACAGAUGGACAAAUUGGAUCCACUUGCACAUCCUCUGUUACAGUGGAUUAUAUCCAGCAAUCGAUCUCAUAUUGUCAAGCUGCCGUUAAGCAGGCAGCUCAAGUUCAUGCACACUACCCACCAGUUUUUGUUGCUCAGUAGCCCUCCAGCUAAAGAGGCUCGAUUCCGCACAGCUAGGAAACUAUAUGGCAGCACUUUUGCCUUUCAUGGUUCCCAUAUAGAAAACUGGCACUCUAUUCUACGAAAUGGACUUGUUAACGCCUCCUACACAAAGCUGCAGCUGCAUGGAGCAGCCUAUGGGAAGGGCAUCUACCUCAGUCCCAUCUCAAGCAUCUCUUUUGGAUACUCAGGGAUGGGUAAAGGACAGCACCACAUGCCCACAAAGGAGGAGCUUGUACAUCAUUAUAACAGAGUCAACACCAUCUCACAGAGUCUCCCAGUGCAGUCGAGGUUUCUUCAGAGUCGGAAUCUCAACUGUGUCGCUCUUUGUGAGGUAAUAACAUCCAAAGACCUCCAGAAACAUGGGAAUAUUUGGGUGUGCCCUGUGCCCGACCAUGUCUGCACACGCUUCUUCUUUGUGUAUGAGGAUGGACAGGUAGGAGAUGCCAACAUUAACACACAGGAAGCUCGAAUUCAGAGAGAGAUCUUGCGGGUGAUUGGGACACAGUCGAGUUGAAUGUCAUGAUUUGACUCUUUGAGAGACUGAGGAAAGACAGUAUUAACCCUGCAAUGGGAUAUUGUCAUCUCUCUGCUGUUGCCAAAUUACAAAGUGGUUGUGACGAACUUUUUAAAUUUUUUAAUAAGGUUGUUUUUAACCUGUUUUUUUACACAUUCCACCUUUGUGUGUUCCUUUGUAUGUGUGUGUAUGUGUGUUUUAUCUAGACAGCAUUCCCCUGAUUGCAUACUAUGUUAUGUAUUCUGAUAUAUUUAAAAAAAAUCCCUCCCAUGUGUCCACUUAGGGGCUCUGUUGCCACAUUCAAGCACUGUCAAUAUUAAUGCACAGGUCAGAUUUAUUUGUUGUCUCAUGAUUCGGAAAACCCCUUUCUACCACUGAAGUUGUUGUUCGUAGAUGAAAAAGGUGCUACAUUAGAUGUCAGCAUAAAAGGGGUGCUAAAGCUUGUAUUUCCAGAAGAGGCCCGAUAAAUAAGCUAUAUAAUGACUAAUUUAAAAAAAAAAUACCGUAAGGUAUUAUUCUGUUAAGUACUCAGCUGUGUUCAGUUAACACCAGUUGCUUAAUUUUACACUUUUAGAAGUCAGUUUAAGCCAAAGCUGACUAUAAUUUUAUUUAUUUAGAGUAUUGAUUAGACUCAGUCCUGAGCUGUUUUUGGAAUAUGUGGUCUGUUGUUUUUAAUGGUACUGAAGAAAACAGAUAUUAUAAAGGUGACAUAAACCUGCUGUACACUUCAUCAUAAUGUUUCAGAAGCUGAAUAUCUAGGCAAUAUCUGUAGCAUCAAACACUUUACACUUAACCUACUGUGCUGUACAGCAAAGAGACACCUGCAGCGUGUUUUGUCUUACCACUGUAUAUAAACAUACAAUAAAAGUGUGAUCAUGUCAUUUUCCUCUGUGAUUUAAAAAAAAAAAGGUUAUGUUUUGUGGUCAUGGCCCACAUUUGUAGGAAAACUCUUUUUUAAAAUAAAAUAAAGGCAUGAUACUGAAAAUUACAUACAGUGGUCUGUGUG
Messenger RNA from Pangasianodon hypophthalmus (striped catfish), 3474 nucleotides. RefSeq names its product poly (ADP-ribose) polymerase family, member 6b (gene parp6b). Gene Ontology annotation, molecular function: kinase binding; NAD+ poly-ADP-ribosyltransferase activity; protein serine/threonine kinase activator activity. Gene Ontology annotation, cellular component: nuclear envelope; membrane; endoplasmic reticulum tubular network. Bases 552 to 2468 code for a protein of 638 amino acids. The transcript is spliced from 23 exons. Lineage: Eukaryota; Metazoa; Chordata; Actinopteri; Siluriformes; Pangasiidae. Gene Ontology annotation, biological process: endoplasmic reticulum unfolded protein response. The record is from RefSeq and is a predicted model, not a curated record.